This is a messenger RNA of Neurospora hispaniola, 682 nucleotides long. RefSeq names its product cytochrome c oxidase assembly protein cox-16, mitochondrial. Lineage: Eukaryota; Fungi; Ascomycota; Sordariomycetes; Sordariales; Sordariaceae. The transcript has 2 exons. Bases 181 to 525 code for a protein of 114 amino acids. The record is from RefSeq and is a predicted model, not a curated record. Gene Ontology annotation, biological process: mitochondrial respiratory chain complex IV assembly. Gene Ontology annotation, cellular component: mitochondrial inner membrane.
CCGUCGUCACAUCCAUCAUUCCGUCAAUGCUUCUUCGACUUUGACAUCGAAUGCUUGCUGAACCGUGACGUUUUUGCUCACUUCGGAUGUCGACCUAACCUCCAACUGUAGGCGACAAUCAUCAUAUAUCGAAUACUUUCAACCUAUGAUCAUCGGCUUGCGCAAGGCUUCUUCGGCAAAAUGACGUUCCAAAGCAAAAAGUUUCCCUCGACGGCGAACACCAACACCUUCGCCGCCAAAUACCGUGCAAUGAUGAAGAAGCACCCCUUCCUUCUCUUUGGUCUUCCCUUCAUGUCGGUCAUUGUUGCCGGCUCCUUCAUCCUUACCCCUGCCGCCGCGAUUCGUUACGAGAAGUACGACCGGAAGGUCCGACAGGUGUCGCGUGAAGAGGAGUUGGGUCUGGGUCAGAGGAAGCGCAGGGUGGACAUUCGUGAGGAGUACUACAGACUGGCGGCGAAGGAUCUCGACAACUGGGAACAAAAGCGUGUCGAACGCCUGAAGGGAGAGUCCGAUGGUCUGCUUUGAAGACGUUAUGCGCACACACACACACACACACACACACACAUCAGACAAUACCACAACAACCCUGGUUGCGACCCGAAUGUCAUGUCGAUUUAAGGCAAUAAAAAGGCACUUUAUGAUCAGCAGGGAGAAGGAAAACGAACAUCUUUGAACUUCCGUA